Molecule: messenger RNA, 3359 nt
Organism: Mesocricetus auratus (golden hamster)
Lineage: Eukaryota; Metazoa; Chordata; Mammalia; Rodentia; Cricetidae
Gene: Cd207
Product: CD207 molecule
Exons: 6
Coding region: 1-984 (327 amino acids)
Source: RefSeq, a predicted model, not a curated record
AUGAAGGAGAGGGAGGCCCCUGAUGCCCACUUCACAGUGGACAAGCAGAACAUCUCUCUCUGGCCUCAAGAACCUGCUCCCAAGCCAGAUCUGUUUCCAGUCCUGAGGAAACCUCUCGGCCUCCGUGUGGCCUUCAUCUGCCUGUCAUUGGUGCUGGUCACCUCUAUUGUGCUUCAAGCUGUUUUCUAUCCCAGGUUGAUGGACAAAAUAUUGGAUGUGAAGAGUGAUGCUCAGAUGUUGGGAGGUCGUGUGGACAAUAUCAGCACCCUGGGUUCUGUUCUUGAGAAGGACAGAGGCCGUGUGGAGGAGGCUGAAGUUCAGAUGAGGAUUCUGAACACCAGCCUCUCCCGGGUGCGUUCUCAGAUCCUGUCUUUGCGGAUCAGCAUGGAGCAAGCCAGUGCUCAGAUCAGUGUGUUAACACGAAACUGGGAAGAGGUUGAUAGCCUUAGUUCCAAAAUCCCCGAGCUGCAAAGAGAUCUGGAUAAAUCCAGCACCUUGAAUGCAAAGGUUCGAGGAUUGCAGAACAGCUUGGAGAAUGUCAACAAGUUACUCCAAAGACAGAGUGACAUUCUGGAGAUGAUGUCCCAAGGCUGGAAGUACUUCGGGGGGAACUUCUAUCACUUUUCUCAUACCCCAAAGACCUGGUACAGCGCGGAGCAGACCUGCAUUUCUAGGGAUGCUCAUCUGACCUCAGUGACCUCAGAAUCAGAGCAAGAGUUUCUCUACAAGUCAGCAGAUGGGUUUCCAUUCUGGAUUGGUCUCACCAAGGCAGGGACUGAAGGGGACUGGUACUGGGUGGAUGGGACAUCAUUCAACAAGAAGCAAAGUGAGAGGUUCUGGAUUCCAGGUGAACCCAACAAUAUUGGGAACAAUGAGCACUGUGGCAAUGUCAGGGUGUCCUCCCUCCAGUCCUGGAAUGAUUUGUCCUGUGACAAUAAGUUUCCUUUCAUCUGUAAGCGGCCCUACAUCCAGACAGUCCCAUGACCCGCCUGGCCCUGAGCUCAGCAUCUGUGUUGCAACAGUGGUCCAGCUUGAAGACAUGCCUCUCUCCCUGACACUCAGAUUGCUCUGCAUCUUAACUUUUUCUUGCUGAAAAAUUCUUUGAAACACACUGGAGUCCAUCUGUCUUAGCUUGGAAUGAUCUGUUCCUGGAGGUCCUCGAAGGGGGUUGAGUAAACGGGCAAGGACAAGGAGAAAAUGCAGAAUUUGCCACUGCCCAUGUGAAGCAGGUCCAUACCUGGCAUCUGCAGAUCAUUUUGUUUGGGUUUCCCUCAUCCUUCUAAGAAGCCUUGGAUGACCACAUAAAAGCUACAUUCAAACAAGAUCAGUUUUGACAAGACAGACAUGCUUAGCUCAAUUUAAAUACAUGUAUUAGAACACCACAUGGUACUCUUAAAAUGUGGAACUAUUCCAUGUUUUAAUGUAUCCAUUGCAAAUAAUUUAAAGACUAACUUUUUUUUACAUGUGUGUGUGGGGUUUCUCACAGAGUUCAGAAGAGAGUGUCCAAUCCCCUGUAGCUGGAGUGACAGAUGUUUACGAACAACCUGAUACAGGUGCUGACAUCCAAACUGCCCUUCUGAAAGAGUAGUAAGUGCUCUUAACUGAUGAGCCAUCUCUUCCGUCUUGUAAGUUUAACUUAUAAAAUGAAAGAUGGAAAUAUAGAAAAACACAUCAGAAGGCUGUCGGUGUGACCUGGCAGGUAAAGUGCUCAUCUGGCACUAGUGACCCCAGUCUGACCUGCGGGACCACACAAACAGGCUUGCAGUGCAUACCUGUGACCCCUGCAGAGAGGAGGUGGGGGAGGAGGAUCGGAAGGCCAUCCUCAGCUCACAGUGAGUAUGAGGCCAGCCCGGUACACGAGACCCUGUUUGGGAGAGGGGGCAGUUUGCUUCGGGAUAACUGAGUAAUUCUUCCCAUGUUGCUACGAAGCUUCUCUGCUCGAGACCACAAUUCCCACGUCUGCUUAGGAGCACUGGCCGUUUUCCAUGGGGAUAGCUGUUCUUGGUCACGCUGUCCACACCAUGGUCCAUCGCCUCUUUACCCACUUUCUCUGAAGUCGGAAUCCCAGUGUCUCCUAAGUGAGCUAACUCAGUGCGCGCGGGGCUGGCCGGUCCUCGUCUCCUUUUCAGCUCCCCUACUCAUGCCACCAGGUCGCCACAUGUCAGGUCCCCUUCCGCCACAGCAGUUUGGGUCUCCUACCUCUCCUCUACCAGGUGUUCCCUUCCUUGCUAUGCCCAGUGCAGACAGUGUCCUCUUUACUUUAAACACCCCUAGGCUCCAUGGAAUGCAUGUUUUCAUUCCCGGGGCCACUGUGUACCUGAAAAACAUGUAAUCUUGAGGUACAUUCAAUAGAGGGUAAAAAAGAAAGAACGAGGGUGUCUGGCCCUGGAAAUGCCAAGAGCAAUGGGUAUGGCUUUUCUUUGUUUUUUUUUUUUAUGUGAAUUAAGUAUGGUAAAGUUUGAAAAAAGUCUUUUCUUGAAGCUUCUGGGUAGUCAUCUUUCUGUUCUCUAGCUCUGUUCCCAGGGGAACCUUGUCAAGGUCCUCAUUCUUCACAGAAGCUGAGUUUCCAGAUUAAAAAAACUGGAAUCCUGAGAUGAAGGCCUGAAAACAGGGGCCACCAGCAGGGGGCAGCAGAGAGAAUGCAGGAGGUGUGAGCUGGCCUCCAGUGAGAGACAUUUCCUUAGAGUGAAGUCAUCAGAGGGUACAGGCUUUUUUUUUUUCUCGACAUAGUCUAUGUGGUUCUGGUUGGCUUGGAACUCACAGAGAUCAACCUGUCUUUGCUCCUGCCUCUUGAGUGCUGGAAGUAAAUGUGUAUGGUAUUACACUGGCUAUAGGUUUGUGUUUAGGGUCAGGACACCUUUGAACCUCUCAGGACCCUAAAGACCUCAGCCUGAGACCCCUUGUCUUACCAGUAUUCCCCACCUGCUGAAAGGCUCCCCAUCUGGCUAGCACCCCACCAUGGGACCAGCUGCCUUCCAUUCAGUUUUCAAUGUGACGGCUAAAGAAACUCAAUUUUGUGCUAGUCUUCCAUCUUGGUACCUAACGGCCAUUUUGUCCCUGACUCAAACUUCUGGAAGUUGUUCCCCGCAACUUUGAAUCCUUGACUUCCACCCAAAAAUGUACAGCCACAAUGUGACCAUCUGGUUGUUAUGCUAUGACUAACUGCUAAAAUUUGGCUUCUGUAACCUGCUUAGGCAGAUAGUCAAGAACUGUUUUAAGUUCACUUUGACCAUGUAAUCUUGUCCAAGCAGACAGGCUCUUGUGGUUUUUGCCUUUAAAAGCCCUUCCUUCAGAUAACUUUGGGUGGCUCAUCUCUGAUUUGGGUUAGAGACUGCAAGCAUGCUAGCAGUUUUAAUAAA